AUGACAACCAAGAAGAUUCUGACCAAUGGGCUGACUAUGAGGAACAGGCCACAGAGACCAAAGGAACCUGACUGUGAAAACUCAUCUCAAUAUUGGGAUGAUACAGUAAUGGCUAGUCCACCCAAAGGGACAAUUCCUGCAUAUGGCUCAUCAUGUUCAACUGGUGGAGUCUUCUUGGGAAAAGCUCUGGGCAAUGCCAUUAAGAUCAGUGAUGCUGUUAAAGUCUGGGAGGAGAUGGAUGUUUCUAGAGAGGGUCUAGCUCAGAAACCAGUCAAGGGAAAGAUUCACUUCUAUAUCUCAAACCUUAACCCACCUGAUAUUGACAUCACCAAGUCCUCUUUCAUUGCCAAUGUCUCUGAUAUCAGCAAGUUUGAAACCAUUCAAGAUGUUAUUGGUCUUGGUUCCCAAGACUAUUUCUGGUAA
Laccaria bicolor S238N-H82 is the source of this 423-nucleotide messenger RNA. RefSeq lists its product as uncharacterized. The record is from RefSeq and is a predicted model, not a curated record. Bases 1 to 423 code for a protein of 140 amino acids. NCBI's taxonomy places the organism in Eukaryota, Fungi, Basidiomycota, Agaricomycetes, Agaricales, Hydnangiaceae. The transcript has 2 exons.